ACAUUUUCUCAGCCCCGAAGGCAAACCAAAAUAAACCCUAUUUGAACAAAUCUUGCCAAGAAAACCCCAUGAUACGUUCGCCUUAGGGUCACCAAAUCUUGGCAAUGACCCAAAGGUACGCAACACACACAGUCUUCAAUGUCUUGCAUCUUUUUUUCAUUUAAUGGGUCCAUCUCCCUUGUCCCUACUUUGGUAUUUUCCUCCCUACUUCAGCACUUUGAUAAACUUAAUCCCCAACUGAGUGGCUGCUUUUUCUCUGAUGCAGCAAAAUAUGACUUGAGAGUCACGCGGCCCCUUAAAGAUUAACAGAACAACCCAGUUUCUUGCGACACCCUUAAGCCUGACUGAUUUGUUUGCGCCUGAGCUUUUGUGGGUUGCAAUCUCCUUCAGAUCCACAGAGUCUAAUAUUUGAGCUUCGGGAAUAUAUGGGCAAUGCACAUGACUGGAAGUAAAAUUGGAUGCGGAAAGUGACAUUUUUACUUUUGUUGAACUACAGCUGUCUUGCUCAGAGGAAGGGGUGUUAUCUAGAACAUCAGGUGAACCCCUAAAAGUUUAUUCUUAUGGGAGGAUAACUUAAAAAUAGUGCUUUUAUAUGUCUGGCUGUACUGUAUAUGCAAAUAUUCCAGAAUCCAAAGACAAAUCUGAAACACUUCUGGUCCCAGACAUUUUAGAAAAGGGAUACUCAGCCUGUGUGAACCAGUCUGGUGUAAUGGUUUGAGUGAUGAUGGACUAUGAAGGACAGAGUUUGAAUACCCAGCUUGGCCAUGGAAACCCACUGACAAGCCACACACUCUCAGCCUCGGAGGAUGGCCAUUGUAAACCCCCUCUGGAGAAAGUUGCCAAGAAAUGCCCACGAUACGUUCACCACCUUAGCGUCGCCCUAAAUCAGAAAUGACUGGAAGGCGCACAACAACAGAAACAACAUAUUCAACCUGUACUUGUUACAGAAGAGUAGAUUUUGAUUGAACACGAGAAGGAACUUCCCAAUGGUCACUUACCAUGGUCAAGGAGUCCUACAGCGCCAAUGGCGGCCUCACCGUUGUCAGCAACGGCUUCGCCAGCUCCCGGCCCGAUGGCGGAAGCAGCAGCGGAAGCGAGAGCUCCAAGGAGAGUUCACGGUGCUCCACGCCCGUCCUGGACAUCGAGCAACACGACCGUCUCCGCGAGAAGAUGCGUCGGCGGCAGGAGUCCGGGGACAAGUGGUUUUCCCUUGAGUUCUUCCCUCCACGGACCGCCAAUGGAGCCGUCAACCUCAUUUCCAGGUUUGACCGCAUGGGAGUGGGAGGCCCGCUCUUCAUCGACGUCACCUGGCACCCGGCUGGUGACCCGGGCUCUGAUAAGGAAACCUCCUCCAUGAUGAUGGCCAGCACGGCGCUCAACUACUGUGGCCUGGAAACCGUCCUCCACAUGACCUGCUGCAACCAGACCCGGGAGACCAUCACGGCACACUUACAGAAAGCCAAGCGGUUGGGGCUGAAGAAUAUCAUGGCGCUCCGUGGAGAUCCUAUUGGUGAAGAAUGGGAGGAGGAAGUCGGCGGAUUCAACUACGCCGUCGACCUGGUGAAGCACAUCCGUCACGAGUUUGAUGAUUAUUUUGAUAUCUGCGUGGCAGGCUAUCCCAAAGGACACCCCGAAGCAGAGAGUUAUACUGAUGAUUUGAAACAUCUGAAAGAGAAGGUAUCAGCCGGCGCCGAUUUCGUCGUGACGCAGCUCUUCUUCCGGGCAGAGACCUUUCUCGCAUUCUUGAGGGACUGCCAAGCCAUCGGUAUCACCUGCCCCAUCGUCCCUGGAAUAUUCCCCAUACAGGGAUACCAUUCCCUGCGACAGCUUGUAAAACUCUCCAAGCUGGAGGUCCCCCAGGAGAUCAAGGACGUCAUUGAACCCAUCAAGGACAACGACGCGGCCAUCAGGAACUACGGCAUCGAGCUGGCUGUCACCAUGUGCCGGGAGCUGCUGGACAGCGGCCUGGUCCACGGCCUCCAUAUUUACACCUUGAACCGGGAAGUGGCCAGCAUAGAGGUGCUCAAGCGCUUAGGCCUCUGGAAGGAGGAUCCAAGGCGUCCUUUGCCCUGGGCGGUCAGCGCUCACCCCAAGCGGCGAGUGGAAGACGUCCGGCCGAUUUUCUGGGCCUCUCGGCCAAAGAGUUACAUCUACCGGACUCAAGAAUGGGAUGAGUUUCCCAACGGCCGGUGGGGCAACUCAUCCUCUCCUGCAUUUGGGGACCUGAAGGACUAUUACCUGUUCUACUUGAAGAGCAAAUCUCCCCGGGACGAACUCCUGAAGAUGUGGGGGGAAGAGCUGACCAGCGAGGAGAGCGUCUUCGAGGUGUUCAGGUGUUACAUCGCCAGAGAACCCAACAAAAAUGGGCACAGGGUGACUUGUCUGCCGUGGAACGAUGACCCUCUGGCCGCUGAGACCAACCUAAUGAAGGAAGAGCUGGCCAAAGUGAACAGGUUGGGGAUUCUGACCAUCAACUCCCAGCCCAACAUCAACGGCAAGCCGUCCACUGACCCCAUUGUGGGCUGGGGGCCGGAAGGAGGCUACGUCUUCCAAAAGGCUUACUUGGAGUUCUUCACUUCCAGCGAGAACGUCAGAGCCCUCCAGACGGUGCUGAAGAAAUACGGUCAGCGAGUGAACUACCACAUUGUCAACGUCAAGGGAGAAAACAUCACCAAUGCCCACGACAUGCAGCCCAACGCCGUGACCUGGGGGAUCUUCCCAGGCAGGGAGAUCAUCCAGCCGACGGUUGUGGAUCCAGUGAGCUUCAUGUACUGGAAGGACGAGGCCUUCGCCCUGUGGAUCGAGCAGUGGGCCAAACUCUACGAAGAGGAGUCCCCUUCCCGCAUGAUCAUCCAGUACAUCCACGAUAACUACUACCUGGUCAACCUGGUGGACAACGAUUUCCCAUUGGAGAGCUGCCUCUGGCAGGUGCUGGAAGACAUGUACGAGCUGCUGAACGGUCUGGCAGAGCCGUGAAGGUGGCCCUUUUGCCCUCCUAGGUUUCAGCCGUGCUUGACCUCGGGACGCUGAGCCACAAGGCCUUGCGGUGGCACCGACACUCCUGUAGAAGUACCCCUUGGCUGCACUUUCCUGUCACUGGCAAGGUCGGUGGACACCCUUCGAGGGUGUUGGUUGUCCCUUCUGAGCCAAAAGACUGAAAAGUACCCUUAAACCUCUUGUUUUGGUUGUUACAAGCCCUACGGCCCUUUCAGGUAGCCUCAAUGAAAGCUGGAACCCCUAACAGUCCUCACUCUCUGGCUUUCCAUCCUUCCUAAUCCAGGUUGCACACCUUAAUAAUUUUCUGCUUCAGUGCGAAGCUUUCUGACUAGUUAUUAAAGUAAUUGGCGGCUCUCCGUCUGUAGUUUCACAAGUCCUUUUUGCCAGGGAAGUCUCGAGUGGCAAGACUUUGGGCAACAAGGAUCGGCCAUAGCCAGAGAAUUGGGGUAGGCUUGAUUAAACUAUUUAUUUUUAUUUGUAUUUUUUUUAAGAUGACAGGACAGUGAGAAUUUUCAUGGGUUUUUUCCCCCUCUUUGGAAAGGCGUUUGGAUAUGUGAGCACUUAUAAAAAGAAACCAGAAGCGGUGAAAACAAAAUACAAAUUAAAACAUUUCUAACUGUUCA
Molecule: messenger RNA, 3620 nt
Organism: Sceloporus undulatus (fence lizard)
Lineage: Eukaryota; Metazoa; Chordata; Lepidosauria; Squamata; Phrynosomatidae
Gene: MTHFR
Product: methylenetetrahydrofolate reductase
Exons: 12
Coding region: 1000-2976 (658 amino acids)
Biological process (GO): tetrahydrofolate interconversion
Cellular component (GO): cytosol
Molecular function (GO): methylenetetrahydrofolate reductase [NAD(P)H] activity; FAD binding
Source: RefSeq, a predicted model, not a curated record